UACACCUGAUUGAGCUGCGGUGUUCAGCUAUGCGUUUUUCCUACGUAGGCUUUCCCACAUGAACAGGUGAUGAGAUAGAUUACUCCCUUUGUCUUGCAUGAGAUGAUACCCCUCACAGGGACUUUUCGACCCGUAUGUGGGUGUCUGAAGAAGGAUGUUUUUGUAGUGCUGUUGCACUUUGUGCAUGCGCCAUAUUUGUAUCUUUUAUUUGGAAUGGGUGUCUGAGUGGGCUCAGGUCAGAUCUCACUAAGCUAUCCCCAAUAUUGCGACCACGCUUACAGUUCACAAGAAACGGUAUUAUUGUUCACUCUGAUUGGUCGAGGACCUACAACACCGCCUCUGUCGUACCUUGAUUGGCUUGAUGAAUGCACAGGAAUGCUGCCAUUGGUCUCUUCAACACCUCUACUGUUUUCCCACUGUUUUGUGGCAUUUGCUAAGGAGCUCCGUUGAACUAAAGAAGCUAACGUUAGCUAGAAAACAACACACUAGGAUAAAGACUUGGAGACAAAAUGGCAUCAGACUCCCCGCGCAGACCAAGCCGCUGUGCUGGAGGGGUUGUGGUGCGAGCACAAGCUGCCACUGAGCAGUCGUAUAUGGAGAGUGUUGUGACCUUCCUCCAAGAUGUGGUCCCUCAGGCAUACACAGGUGCACCCCCAACUGAUGAAAAAGAGAAAAUAGUUUGGGUCAGAUUUGAGAAAGCUGACCUCAAUGAUACGUCCCGCUCCCCUGAGUUCCUGGAGAUGCACAGUGGCAGCAGUGACCCUCCUCUUUGCCUCAUGAUUGGUUAUGCCGACGGGAUGCAAAUCUGGAGCAUAUCCCUGGGUGGGGAGGCCCAGGAGCUUUUCUCUGUGCGCCACGGACCUGUGAGAGCUGCCCACAUCCUGCCGGCGCCCCAUAUCAGUCCGCUGAUGAUUGAUGGUUUUGCGGACAAGAGGCCUCUCCUGGGGGUGUGCAAGAGCACUGGGUCCUUGGGGACGAGCCCCCCAUACUGCUGUGUGGACCUGUACUCUCUGAAGACAGGGGAGAUGGUCAAGUCCAUCCAGUUCAAGACGCCCAUCUAUGACCUACACUGCAACAAGGAGAUUCUAGUUGUCGCCCUGCAGGAGAAGAUUGCUGCAUUCGACAGCUGUACCUUCACCAAAAAGUUCUUUGUUACAAGCUGCUUUCCCUGUCCGGGCCCCAACCUAAACCCUAUAGCACUGGGAGGACGCUGGCUAGCCUACGCUGAGAACAAGUUGAUCCGGUGUCACCAGUCUCGAGGCGGUGCCUGCGGGGACAAUGCCCAGUCUUACACAGCUACAGUCAUCAGCGCUGCUAAAACCCUAAAGACUGGUCUCACCAUGGUGGGAAAGGUGGUGACCCAGCUAGCUGGUACUCUACCCACUGGUGCCCCCGACGAGGAGGGUGCUACCCCCCACAGCACCACUCGCCGAAGCCCCCAUGCCCCCGGAGUAAUCACCGUCAUUGACACACACAACGUCGGAGAGGGACAGGUCCUGGUGAGUGAGGACUCAGAUGGAGAGGGAGUGGUGGCCCACUUCCCAGCCCAUGACAAACCCAUAUCCUGCAUGGAAUUCAACCCCAGCGGUAUGCUGCUGGUGACUGCAGACACCCUGGGCCAUGACUUCCAUGUGUUCCAUGUCCUCACACACCCCUGGGCCUCUAACCAGUCUGCUGUCCACCACCUCUACACACUGCACCGCGGAGAGACUGAGGCCAAGGUCCAGGACAUCUGUUUCAGCCAGGACAGUCGCUGGGUGGUGAUCAGCACACUGCGUGGCACCUCCCACGUCUUUCCCAUCAACCCCUACGGUGGCACGCCCUGCACCCGCACACACAUGUCCCCCCGCGUGGUCAACCGCAUGUCUCGCUUCCAGAAGAGUGCAGGGCUUGAGGAGAUAGAGAAUGAACUGAACAUCAAGCAGGCUGGAGGAGGGAGAUGCAGCCCCAUCCCCGGGCUCUCCAGCAGCCCCUCGGGGUCCCCACUACACGCUAAACUCACCAGCCAGGAGUCGUACAACAACUUCACCAACAACAACAUGGGUAACCCUCGUCUGUCCCCUCUGCCCAGCCUCACCAUAGUGCUGCCCCUGGCACAGAUCAAACAGCCCAUGACCCUGGGCACCAUGACCAAGCGCUCCGGACCUUACCUCUUUGGGGCAGGAUGUUUUGCCAUUAAAACUCCAUGCAAAGCCAAGCCUCCCCCCCAGAUCUCCCCCAGUAAGUCUUGUGGAGGAGAGUUCUGUGUGGCUGCUGUCUUUGCUGCCUCACGCUCCUGGUACAUGACCAACCCCAACAUGAAGAGAGAGAAAGAUCAGUCCAGCCGGUCAGUGGUGGAGUCCCUCUAUAUCCUCAGUUGCUAUGGCACCCUAGUGGAGCAUGUCCUGGAGCCUCGGCCAAUCAGCACAGCCCAGAAGAUCAGCGAUGACACACCCCUGGAGCUCAACACAUGUCCACGGGCCUGCUGGAGCCUGGCCAGGACUCCACUGUGGAAUGAGCUGCAGCCUCCCUUUCUCUCCAACCACCCUCUGGUGCUGGCAUCUGACCUGGUGCAGUGUUACCAAUACCUCCUGGCUGGAUUGGUGCCCCCUGGAAGCCCGGGUCCUGUCACGCGCCACGAGUCUUACGACAGCCUGCCGUCGGACCACAGCGGACAGGAGGACGAGGAGUGGCUCUCACAGGUGGAGAUAGUCACUCACACAGGGCCUCACCGUCGGCUGUGGAUGGGUCCUCAGUUCCAGUUUAAGACCAUCCACCCAUCUGGUCAGACUACGGUCAUCUCCUCCUCCUCCUCCGUGCUGCAGUCCCAGGGCCCCAGCGACAUUCAACAGCCUCUGUUAGACUUCCACACUGAUGACCUGGACCUUCACAGUCUCAGGAUCCAGCCGGUGCGUUCUGAGCCGGUCAGCAUGCCUGGUUCCUCUCGGCUGGUGGCUGAACGCAGGGGACAGGGGACGGUCAUUGAUACAGGAUCAGGGACGUUUGACCGCAGUGUGACCCUGCUGGAGGUGUGUGGCAGCUGGCCAGAGAGCUUUGGCCUGCGUCACAUGAGCUCGGUGGAAUCCACCGAGGAGGAGCUGAGAGAGAGGCUGGCAGACGCCAUGUCAGAGUCACCAUCCAGAGACAUUGUGGGCUCUGCUACCGAGCUCCAGAGGGAGGGCAGUAUUGAGACUCUUAGCAACAGCUCUGGCUCCACCAGCGGCUCCAUCCCUCGUAACUUUGAGGGUUACCGCUCUCCACUGCCCACCAACGAGAGCCAGCCCCUCAGCCUCUUCCCCUCCGGAUUCCCCUAGAAGAGACUAGGAGACAGCCUGCCUACCACCCUACAAGACCUGCGGUCAAAUACUAUUUUAAGUCUUUCAAAUGCUUUGAGCGUUUGCUUUAGUCUGCCUGGGGUGCCUGGUGGGAGGGGGCUACAUUUUACAACUAUUCUAUUGAGUCCAACUAUUCUAUUGAUUCCAGACAAGCUCAAUAAAGCCCAGAUAAAGUAUUUGAACCCAGGUCUGAGGCCAUGUUGAUGUUCAUUAGGAUGUUAUUGUGAGCAGUGAUUCCCUUUUCAUGUUCCCUCCUCUCUCUUUCCAAAUCCAGGAACUGUCCAGUGUUACUCUCACCUACCGAUGUGUUUGUGUUUCUGUCUGUGUGUGUGUCUGUGUGUGUGUGUGUGGGGGGUGAUGUGUCACAUGGCGUGUGUUUCAUUUUGGGUGUGUGUGCUGCUCCGUGUGUGUGUUGUUUGCCUGUGUGUAUGAGUAGUGAGAGAGAAGGCAGAGUGCAUUGAGUGAACAGUUUGUGACUCAGUCCCUCUGUGUGUGUGUGUGUGUGUGUGUGUGUGUGUGUGUGUGUGUGUGCGUGCGUGCGUGCGUGCGUGCGUGCGUAUGUGCGAAUAAAAAGUGCCCUGAUGAUUUUGUGUGAGUCACAAAAUGCACCCUAUUCCCAAUAUAGUGCACUAUAAAGGGAUAAGGCUGCAAUUUGGAAUGCAAACCACCUCUAGGUAGAUACAUUUUUGGGGGCUUUUAGUGACAGAAACAGGCUCAAAACAAAAUGUUUGUUGCUGAUUAGUUUACUGCUCAUUUGAAAUAGUUGAAGUUUGUUAUUUAGCUAGACAUGUUUUUAUGGAGUUGAUUAACUACGUGUCACUUUGACUUUUUCACAAGCUUGUAAAUGGUGAUGGACCUAAUGUAGCUGUAGUUGUUUUACUUCUGAAGAUAACGACCUAGCUCAGCAUGCGAGCUGUAAUGUAUAUUAGCUUUGUGUCACGUUCCUGACCUGUUUUCUGUUGUUUUGUAUGUGUGUGAUGGUCAGGGCGUGAGUUUUGGGUGGGCAGUCUAUGUUUUCUGUUUCUAUGUUGGUUUUGGGUUGCCUGGUAUGGCUCUUAAUUAGAGGCAGGUGUUUUGCGUUUUCCUCUAAUUGAGAGUCAUAUUAAGGUAGGUUGUUCUCACUUUGUUUGUGGGUGAUUGUCUCCUGUGUCAGUGUCUGUAUGUUACGCCACACGGGACUGUUCCGGUUUUUGUUAGUUCGUUCGUUUUAUGUAGUCUGUUUUCCUGGUUCAUGCGUUCUUCAAGUUGUAUGUAAGUUCGUGUCCAGGUCUGUCUACAUUCGUUUAUUUGUUUUGUAAUUAUUCAAGUGUUUGUCGUGUUUUUCCAUUUUGUCUAUUAAAUCAUUAUGUAUUCACAACCCGCUGCAUUUUGGUCAAAUCCCUGCUACUCCUCUUCGGAUGAGGAGAAGGAGGAAGCCCGUUACACUUUGCUUAUUAAGACCAAAUCACUUCCAUGUAUGGUUUUCUCUUAAUUUGGUAACUUUGAUGGUUUCGAUGGGUAUCUUUUUAGUUUGUUGAGUCGAGUGUCUUCUGAUGAUUUCAUCUUGCUUUGAUUAUGAUUUUCUUUUUCUAUUUUGCAACAAAAAACAGAGGUUUGUGCUUUAACAAAAGAAAAGGCUUAUUCCUUACUUGCGUGCAGACACACACACCUCAAACACACCCCAAACACAAACACACACUUGUACGCUGAGUAACUACUUUGCCAGCUUUUCUUAGUGAAUGAGUCAUUGCUAGACUUGACCAGACCACAUAGGACUUGAUAUGAAGUGUGAUCUGAUGCACUAGUGAGAACAGAAAGAUAGACUCACCUUUGAGACUUAAAACAGGUUCUAAAUAUUUGGUCACUGAUUUUGUAUUCAGUGUUUGUCAACAUUUUAAUUUUAAAACACGAUACAAUCCUAGUCCUUUGUCUGGGGAAUGGAUGUCUGGUUGACUACACGGGUAUGUUCAGAAAAAUGCUACGUUACAGGACUUUCAGGUAGAAAUACAUUUUAUAGAACAUGUGACUCCUCUCUGUCCUGUAGGAAAAGGAGUCAUUACAGAUCUAUAUAUUACAUUUCUAUCUGCAAUGUUCGGAAUGUUUCACCCUACUCAACACAGCCAUGUUCCCGUAAUUCUGCAUGUUGAAUGAGUCGAUGGCUACUGCUGCUUGGUCACUGGACAAUGUAACAUAAAAGAGGCAUGAUGAAUUUAUUCAUUUUAAUGCGGAACACAUGCUUUGUAAUACAUUUUUACUAAUAUUGGUUUUGUAAAUUAAAUGUAUUGAUGUGUUAUCACCCCUGGAUACUCAAUGAUUUCAUAUAUGCUAAAUAAAUAUAACACCUGCAUAGUCAUUGUUUCAAUCACGUGAACAAAAGUUAUCAGCAAGUGCUUUUGUAAAUGUAAAGUGACUUCUCGUUUAAUUUAAAGACAAUAAAUAAACCACACCAAAGCCA
Molecule: messenger RNA, 5748 nt
Organism: Salvelinus fontinalis (brook trout)
Lineage: Eukaryota; Metazoa; Chordata; Actinopteri; Salmoniformes; Salmonidae
Product: BCAS3 microtubule associated cell migration factor-like
Exons: 25
Coding region: 510-3293 (927 amino acids)
Biological process (GO): autophagy; response to starvation
Cellular component (GO): cytoplasm
Molecular function (GO): protein binding
Source: RefSeq, a predicted model, not a curated record